GCCACAACCACCUCGUGUCAACCACCGUAGAUAAACCACCACCGCCAUCAAUGCCCACCAUCUCUAUAAAACCACCACCUCUUCCCACCAAACACCAACAAAAAACACCAUGACAACAACAACAACAAUCCUCGAAACAUGCCACAUUCCACCGCCGCCGGCGGCCAACGACCUCUCAAUCCCCCUCUCCUUCUUCGACAUCAAAUGGCUCCACUACCACCCCGUCCGCCGCCUCCUCUUCUACCACCACCCUUCCUCCAAAUCCCAAUUCCUCCACACAAUCGUUCCACACCUCAAACAAUCACUCUCUCUCGCUCUCACACACUACCUCCCCGUCGCCGGCAACCUCCUCUACCCGUCCAACACCGAAAAAUUCCCCCAACUCCGCUACGCCGCCGGGGAUUCCGUCCCGGUGACGAUCGCGGAGUCCAAUUCCGACUUCGAAAGCCUUACCGGAAACCACACGCGCGACGCCGAUCAAUUCUACGAUCUCCUCCCGCCUAUUCCUCCGAUUGAGGAGGAAUCGGAUUGGAAAUUGAUCAACAUUUUCGCGGUUCAGAUCACUCUGUUCCCCGGCGAAGGAAUCUGCAUCGGUUUCUCCAAUCACCACUGCCUCGGCGACGCCAGAUCUAUCGUCGGAUUCAUCUCCGCUUGGGGUGAAAUCAACGGAAUCGGAGGAUAUGAAGGAUUCUUAUCCAAUCACAGUGAUUCUCUCUCCCUUCCGAUUUUCGAUCGAUCGUUUAUUAACGAUCCGAACAAAAUCGACGCUAUUUUCUGGAAAGUGCUGAGAAACAUACCAUUGAAAACGGCGUCGUUUCCGCUGCCUACGAACAGAGUCAGAUCUACAUUCCUCCUCCGCAGAUCCGACAUCGAGAAGCUGAAAACCGCCACUAAAUCGCCGGCGUCGUCGUUCGUCGCGGCAGCAGCGUUCGUCUGGAGCUGUAUGGUGAAAUCCGGCGACAAAUCCGACGAAAAUGCGCCUGAGCUUUUCAUCAUACCUGCGGACGCCAGGGGGAGGGUGGAUCCGCCGAUACCGGAGAAUUACUUCGGCAACUGCAUCGUGAGCUCGGUGGCGCAGGUGGAGCGCGGGAAGCUGGCGGCGGAGGAUGGAUUCGCGGUGGCGGCUGAAGCAAUUGGCGGGGAGAUCGAGGGGAAAUUGAAAAACAGAGAUGAGAUUUUGAGAGGAGCGGAGAAUUGGAUGUCGGACAUAUUCAAAUGCUUCGGGAUGAGCGUGCUCGGAGUUUCUGGAUCGCCGAAAUUCGAUCUGUUGAAGGCGGAUUUUGGAUGGGGAAAGGCGAGGAAAUUGGAGGUGCUGUCGAUUGAUGGAGAGAAUCACUCAAUGUCGCUGUGUAGCUCGAGCGAUUUCAAUGGCGGAUUGGAGGUGGGUUUGUCGUUGCCCAGAGAGAGAAUGGCGGCAUUUGAAGAGGUGUUUAGAGCAUCCAUAAUGGCGGCGAGCGGACCGGCUAGGCGAUCUCCGGCGCUCGUCGAACCAUUGUAACCGGCGAGCGCCAUUUCGGCGAAAAAAUCGGCGAGCGCAGGCCGAUUCGCGAGAGCGCUGGGCGAUGCGCUCGCCGCCAUUGCAGGCUCCGGACCGGGGAGCGAUCGGCGAGCAAAAUUUUCUUUUUCUUUUAAUUUUCGAAACUCUAUAUGUACGCGUUUUGCACGUCAUUUUCAUUCGCAUCACUUGUUUUAACGAGUACUCUCUCUAUCUUAA
Molecule: messenger RNA, 1714 nt
Organism: Salvia splendens (bonfire salvia)
Lineage: Eukaryota; Viridiplantae; Streptophyta; Magnoliopsida; Lamiales; Lamiaceae
Source: RefSeq, a predicted model, not a curated record